ACACAGGCGGCGGCAUUCGAUUGGUCUAAGGCAUUCUCGAGGCUCCCUCUACUCUUUUUGCUCUUCCAACAACGAACACGACCAAAAGACAGGAUCCCAAUACCAACAGCGGCCUCAUCCGUCCUUUCGUCAAGAGUACAGCAAUGGCCACCUCAACACUCAAGAACCUCAUUCCGCAGCAGUUCAUCAUCGCCAAUAAUGAAUACCUUACACUGCUCGUCCUGCUGUCCUUGAUUGCACUCGUCGGCAUCGCGGUCAAUUUCUCAAUAGGCAGAAAGAGGAACUCGAAGAACACCAUCCUCCUGACAGGGCUACCAUUUGCUGGAAAGACAGCGAUCCACUACAUGAUCAAUUUUGACAAGAAUGUGGAGACUGUAACGUCCAUCAAGGAGAAUGAAGCAGAUGUUGUACUGACAGAGGGAAAGUCCCCAAUCCACAUUGUCGACAUUCCUGGACACGAGCGUCUUCGCUUCAAAUUCUCAGAGUUCAUGCCUAUCGCACGCGCGGUUGUAUUUGUUGUGGACAGCUCAACGGUUGCGCGUCAGACGCGUAUCCUGGCAGAAUAUCUUUAUGACAUUCUCGCGGAUAAGUUCGCGCAGAGUGAAAGGAUGCCUGUCUUAAUCGCCUGCAACAAGUCAGAUCUUUUGACAUCCUUCAAGAAAGAGCGCAUUCAGUCUCUUUUAGAAGUUGAGAUCAACAAGUUACGUCAGACGAGGACUGCAGCAUUGGACACGCAGGGUUCAGAGGGCAACGAGAAUGUUUUUCUUGGAUUCGAAGGAAAGAACUUCAGCUUCCAGGAUCUGGAGAACGAGGUUGAAUUUAUUGAAUGUUCUGCCGAGAACAAGGAUAUCGAGAGCAUCAAGGAUUGGAUGGCUGCCGUGUCAUCUUAGCGAGACAGAAUUAGAAAUCAGAGGCAUCGACUUUAAUCUAAUAAAGAAAUAAAUCGUAUACAAGCGCAGCCGCUUGGAGAAACUACGUAUGCAU
Gamsiella multidivaricata is the source of this 984-nucleotide messenger RNA. RefSeq names its product signal recognition particle receptor beta subunit-domain-containing protein. The transcript has 6 exons. Gene Ontology annotation, cellular component: plasma membrane; cytoplasm. The record is from RefSeq and is a predicted model, not a curated record. Gene Ontology annotation, molecular function: GTP binding. NCBI's taxonomy places the organism in Eukaryota, Fungi, Mortierellomycota, Mortierellomycetes, Mortierellales, Mortierellaceae. The coding region runs from base 144 to 890 and encodes 248 amino acids. Gene Ontology annotation, biological process: vesicle-mediated transport; intracellular protein transport.